AUGACUAAUGCUGAGAAGGAACACUACAUCAACUCUCCCGUGGCACCAGUUCCUCGUGCCUGCACUAAGUUGAUGACUCAGCUCGAUAACAAGAAUAAAUUUGCAGCUGUUCCUCUUAUCACCACUCCUCACAUGCUUCAAAUGUUCAAUGCUCCCCUGCAGCCUUAUCAACUUCAAGUGGUUCCUCCUCCUCAACAACAGCAACAGCAGCCGCAACAACCUCAACCCCUCCAGAUUCAACAACCACAGCAACAACUACAACAACACCACCAACAACAAUCACCCCAACAAUCCCAAGAAGCACAGUCAUCACACCAUUCAUCCAACCAAUCAUCAUAUCACUCCCCUACUCACCAACAACAACAUAUCCCUUCAUUUGAAGAUCAACCACAAGAAUACAUAUUCUUCGAGAAUCAACCAUCUUCAUCUGAACCACUACCACACCAAACACACUCCCAAAUCAUACCACAAACACAAUCUACCUCACAACCUCUCCACUCUGACUCUCCUAUCAACCAGGAGCUGCAGUCCUUUCGUCAGGACAUACAAGUAGCUCAGGUACUUUCUAACUUCUCAUCUAAUUUUAAUGUUGAUACGUCGGAUUAUGUUUGUGACCUUGAUUUUGUUUACCAGAUUGCUAGCAAUGAACCUGACAACACACAGGUUCAUAACCUAGCUGAUGAUUCACUUCAACCAACUCACGUUUCUCCAAACACAUCAACCAACACUUCAAUGCAACCUGUUCGUAAAGUUGCAAGGAAACGGAGUACGAGUAGUUUUCUGAGUCAACCCGCAGCUCUGUCUCCCUCAAAGAAACAAAGGGUGGAAGUCGUGGAGACAACUGCAGCCUCAUCUUUGCCUUCCCAACAAGGCUCAGAUUUUGAAAUGGCUUCCGGAGGACAAUUUGUUCCUCCACGACCUUUGAACCCAUCUCAGCGGACAUUGGUAGUCUAUACAGGUACAGCAGGAAGAGUGAAUGAACAGAGUGAUGUAAGGCAAACACCGAGCGAUACACAUGCACGUGAGGCUAGUGAAACAGCUUUGAGUGUACGUGAGGUGAGUGCACACACUGACCCUGCUCUGUUUGAGGAAUAA
Messenger RNA from Daucus carota subsp. sativus, 1095 nucleotides. RefSeq lists its product as uncharacterized. Bases 1 to 1095 code for a protein of 364 amino acids. The transcript has 2 exons. The record is from RefSeq and is a predicted model, not a curated record. NCBI's taxonomy places the organism in Eukaryota, Viridiplantae, Streptophyta, Magnoliopsida, Apiales, Apiaceae.